This is a messenger RNA of Larimichthys crocea (large yellow croaker), 1700 nucleotides long. RefSeq names its product serine and arginine rich splicing factor 1a (gene srsf1a). Gene Ontology annotation, molecular function: mRNA binding. The record is from RefSeq and is a predicted model, not a curated record. The transcript is spliced from 4 exons. NCBI's taxonomy places the organism in Eukaryota, Metazoa, Chordata, Actinopteri, Sciaenidae. Gene Ontology annotation, cellular component: nucleus; cytoplasm. Bases 397 to 1134 code for a protein of 245 amino acids.
UUCGUACGGCGGAGGUGUCCGCGGAUGUUUCCGGUAUUCAUGAAUGCCUCGGUGAAGGAGCGCGCGGUUCCUGGAGAAAAACAGCAGCAGAGAGAGAGAGGGCGCCUCGCGGGGUGUAUUGUCCACCCACCAAAAAUAUCCUGCACACAUUGCAGCGUUGAAGAAAAACGGCGCCAGUUUAAUUUUUUUGUAUUUUUUUUCUCCCGAUCUGCAGCAACAACAAAAUAAUUAAAAAAUAAAUAAAUAAUAAAAAAGACGCUGGGAUAUCUCUGAUCAAUCAACGUGUGACUGACUCGCGCGCACGGGCCGUUGGAGGAUCGAACAAACAAACCGUUAGUUUCAGUUAGUCGCGAGCGGAGCUAACCGUUAGCAUAUAAGCGGGUAACAGCAGCAGCGAUGUCGGGUGUUGUGCGAGGCCCAGCCGGGAACAACGACUGCCGAAUCUACGUGGGGAACCUCCCGCCUGACAUCCGCACGAAGGACGUGGAGGACGUGUUCUACAAGUACGGAACGAUCCGAGAUAUCGACCUGAAGAACCGGAGAGGGGGCCCGCCUUUCGCCUUCAUUGAGUUCGAGGACCCCAGGGACGCCGACGAUGCAGUUUAUGGGCGCGAUGGUUAUGACUACGACGGCUACAGACUGCGUGUGGAGUUUCCCCGGAGCGGCAGAGGCUCCAGAGGCGGCUUCGGUGGGAUCGGCGGAGCUCCCAGAGGCAGAUACGGGCCUCCGUCCAGACGCUCAGAGUACAGGGUGAUUGUGUCGGGCCUCCCUCAGAGCGGCAGCUGGCAGGACUUGAAAGACCACAUGCGUGAAGCAGGCGACGUGUGCUACGCCGACGUUUUCAGAGAUGGAACCGGAGUUGUAGAGUUUGUGCGCAAAGAAGACAUGACCUAUGCCGUUCGAAAGCUGGACAACACCAAAUUCCGCUCACACGAGGGAGAGACUGCUUACAUUCGUGUGAAAUUAGACGGUCCCCGCAGCCCGAGUUAUGGAAGAUCACGCUCCCGAAGCCGUGGCAGCCGGAGCAGGAGCCGCAGUCGCAGCGCCAGCCGCAGCCGCAGCAAUUCCCGUGGCCGUGGCAGAGGAUCCCCCCGCUACUCGCCUCGUCACAGCCGCUCUCGCUCCCGUUCCUAAACCUUUCUACCACCGAUGUUUUGCCCUUUUGAUGUAUUACCCUCCUGUUUUUACCUCUUUAUGAGUUUCUCCAGAUGUCAGCCAUUGAUUUUUAAUUUUCGCAUUUCAUGUCCCGAUGUCCUUGUGGAUGAUCUUGGUAUGUAGAUGUACCCCUCCACCCCCUUCCCUCCCUCUCUCUCCUCCCUCGUUCACCCUCUUUCCCUCCUCACCCGCCCUCUCCAGCUGCUUUGUCCUUUUCGUUUUCUCCCCCCCUCUCUCUCUCUCUCUCUCUCUCCCCUUCUUUCUGUCCUCUCAAAUUUUUUGGCGACAAUAGAAAUUGUGCUGUGUUGUGCUUCAAAAACCUUGAGUUGUUAUAACGUGCACUCAAUGUUUUUGCAAGUAUUUAAAAUUGGGAUUUUGUUUUUUGUUUUGUUUUUGUUUUGUUUUUUUUAAAACAAUAGCUUCUCAUUGGAUAAUGUGGGGUGGGCUGUUUUGGACGGGGAAGCCCGAUGCUUAACUGUAUUUUACCCUUGUGUCUUCCUUUAGACAUCUGAAGAGAAGGAUUAAAGUGAUUUGGAAUAAAACCA